This is a messenger RNA of Polypterus senegalus (gray bichir), 1381 nucleotides long. RefSeq names its product distal-less homeobox 3b (gene dlx3b). The record is from RefSeq and is a predicted model, not a curated record. The coding region runs from base 148 to 969 and encodes 273 amino acids. Gene Ontology annotation, molecular function: DNA-binding transcription factor activity, RNA polymerase II-specific; RNA polymerase II cis-regulatory region sequence-specific DNA binding. Gene Ontology annotation, biological process: epithelial cell differentiation; regulation of transcription by RNA polymerase II; embryo development. NCBI's taxonomy places the organism in Eukaryota, Metazoa, Chordata, Cladistia, Polypteriformes, Polypteridae. The transcript has 3 exons.
ACAGUCGACAGAACUGGAAAAGAGUAGACACCCUGGAGGAUUGUAUGCUGUUGGCUUCGUUUUUUCUUCCUCUGUCUCUUACUUACAUUUUUCUUCUUUUUUUCUUUUUUUUUUUCGGGACACUCAUUUCUGGGGGAGUCUGAAGUGAUGAGUGGACCCGUCUUUGAGAAGAAAAUCUCGAGCAUUCUGAGCGACCUAUCGGGCUCUAUGAGCUGUCACCCGGCCACCAAGGACUCACCGACUCUGCCCGAGUCCACCGCCACGGACAUGGGUUACUACAACGGACAGCACGAGUAUUACCAGAGUCAGUCUUACGCGCAGCCAAUGAACCCCUACCCUUACCAUCACCAGUUCAACCUGAGCAUGGGUGGUGCCGGGGCGUACCCCCCAAAGUCUGAGUAUCCCUACUCCAGCUCUUAUCGAAAUUAUGGACAUUAUAAUAGAGACCAACAGACGCCCCCACAAGAAACAGUAAAAGAGGAACCCGAACCCGAAGUAAGGAUGGUGAACGGAAAACCAAAGAAGAUUCGCAAGCCUCGCACCAUUUACUCGAGUUACCAGCUAGCAGCCCUGCAGCGGCGCUUCCAGAAGGCGCAGUACUUGGCGUUGCCCGAGCGAGCCGAACUGGCGGCCCAACUGGGACUCACUCAGACACAGGUAAAGAUUUGGUUUCAGAACAGAAGAUCCAAGUUCAAGAAGCUCUACAAGAACGGAGAGGUGCCACUGGAACACAGCCCUAACACGAGCGACUCCAUGGCGUGUAACUCGCCGCCUUCCCCUGCGGUCUGGGACAGUAAUACGCACAGUAAUCCGUCCAGCAGGGGGCAGCUUCAACAGCCUCUCAGCUCUUCGCCCACCUAUCUGGACGACUAUAACAGCCACUGGUAUCAGCAGGGUUCUCAUUUACAGCUCCCAGGGUCGUCCUUGCACCACACCCCGCCGCCUCAGAGCGCCGGGGCGGUCUACUGAUGAGAGGGACACAUAACAAAAGAGACUCCGAUGCCUCCUGCUCCUCCCUCCCGGCCCGCGAGCCGCCAGGCCCGACCGAUGCGGCCAGCGCUCAAGCUCAGGAGUUUUAUAGUUCUUAGCCAUGGGACUCGUGCGUUUAACUUCUGCCUGCAAUGCUCGGAGACGUUUCGAGACGUCAGUCACUAAAUAAAUAAUUGAGACCCACACGAGAAAAGCUUUUUCUAUUUUCAAUGUGACUGUAGGGGGGAGGGGACUAUUUUUUAUUUUUAUUUUUUGGAGUGGUGAUUUUAAGUUAUUAAUUAUAGAUCAAUGUUCUCUCAUUUGUUUGUUUGAGGUUUAUAUAUGCAUAUGUACAUAUAAUUAAGUUCCAAUUGUAGUUAUUUGCCGGGGAAGGACGUAAAGAAUUUCAAGA